AUGGAGGGCAAUUUCACCGAUAUUUUAGCCGAUGGAUUCGGCUCCUGGCCUAACAACCAACCUAUUUCUGUCGUGGCAAACCCGACGGAGCUGAUGUUGUCGUUUUAUGUUCGCUACGUGAAUUGGACUCUUAACCAUCAAGAGUCUCCCCCAUGGAAACAUACUCCGGUCCGAAAUAGUCCAGAGUCUCCCCCACCGCAACAUACUCCGGUCCGAAAUAGUCCACCUGUUGUUGCCUCACCUCCUCGAAGAAAGAAGUACAAGUCGGAAACAUCUUCGACUUAA
This is a messenger RNA of Lactuca virosa, 285 nucleotides long. Lineage: Eukaryota; Viridiplantae; Streptophyta; Magnoliopsida; Asterales; Asteraceae. The record is from the annotation of a GenBank genome assembly.